AUGCGAAACUUUCAAGUGUUAAUUUUAUUGCUAAUUGAAUUUGUAAAUUCGCAAUUAGAAAAUGCAGAAAUUUGCGGUCGUUCUCACAAUUUAGAUAAUCUUAUCGAUAAUGGUAAACUUAUCACUCAGAAUGAACGUCGUGUGGUUGGAGGUAACGAGUCGACACCACAUAUAUGGCCCUGGACUGUGCAGUUGAUUUACACCGAAACAAAGAUUCAUCGAUGUGGUGCGGCACUUCUGACUGAUGAUAUCGUUAUCACUGCUGCACAUUGCUUCUCUCGAAGUCGUAAUCCAGCACGUUAUGCAGUUCUCAUCGGUGGACAUGAAAUUGGAUCCGGAAAGAGCUAUGAGAUUCGCAACAUUUCAAUACAUCCGUUAUUUAAUGUUCUCAUGCCAAGUUCAUUUGAUGUUGCCGUUGCCAGCCAAGAUGUGCUACCAAUAUGUUUACCGAUGUUGGAGCCAUCAACAGCAGACAAUUGCAUUGUUACAGGAUGGGGUUUUCAAGAAGAAAGUGGUAGUUUUUCGUCGAAGUUACGUGAGAUAAACGUUCCAAUCAUACCGAUUGUUAUUUGUAAUAGUAUUUUGCAUUAUUUCGGCCGCGUGGAUCCUUUGUCUAUGCUUUGUGCCGGUUCCGGUGGUGCUGAUGCUUGUCAGGGUGAUUCAGGUGGUCCGUUGGUGUGUUACAGUCGUAUGCGUCAAAGAUGGGAACUGCAGGGAGUGGUCAGUUGGGGUCAUGGAUGCGGUCGGAACAAUAUUCCUGGAGUGUAUGCCAAAAUUAGUGCCGUUACUGGCUGGGUGCAUUCGCAAAUGAAAUUGCUUCAGCUCAAUGAUAAUGAUAUUCUUUAG
Messenger RNA from Acanthocheilonema viteae, 846 nucleotides. The record is from the annotation of a GenBank genome assembly. Lineage: Eukaryota; Metazoa; Nematoda; Chromadorea; Rhabditida; Onchocercidae.